Messenger RNA from Gilbertella persicaria, 2745 nucleotides. RefSeq names its product beta-lactamase-like protein. The transcript has 11 exons. Gene Ontology annotation, molecular function: 3'-tRNA processing endoribonuclease activity. NCBI's taxonomy places the organism in Eukaryota, Fungi, Mucoromycota, Mucoromycetes, Mucorales, Choanephoraceae. Gene Ontology annotation, biological process: mitochondrial tRNA 3'-end processing. Gene Ontology annotation, cellular component: mitochondrion. Bases 151 to 2562 code for a protein of 803 amino acids. The record is from RefSeq and is a predicted model, not a curated record.
CCCCUAAUGAACCAACAAUUGAUUUUACAUGGAAAAAGCUUCGUUCUACAAAGUUAGAGCAUGAAUAGCAUGUAAAGCCACUAACUUAGUGACUGUUUUUAAAUUUAUGCUUUUGAUCCAACGACUAUUUUUUCUGAUGGAUACUGUUGCAUGUUUUCUUUCUUAUACCUGCGAUCUAUCCUAAAGAAGCCACACUUUUUAUAUUCAGGUACAAGACAACACCAAAUACGAGGCAUGAAAGCGGCCCCUAGUUUGAUCGUCCAUUACGAUUCACAGCGCUAUUUAUUCAAUUGUCGAGAAGGUACUCAGCGGUUGUGUGUACAAGAAAAAGUAAGAUUGUCCAAGUUAAGCAAUGUGUUCCUUUCAAGAGUUGAUUGGGAUUGCAUGGGCGGAUUAACAGGUAUGCUUUUGACUUUAACCGAUGCUGGUGUAAAAAAUAUUGAUAUUCAUGGUGCAAAGAACUUAUCACACUUUGUUGCUGCAACAAGACAUUUUGUUUACAGAACCAAUGCCACUGUCAAUGUGCAUGAGUAUAGUGAAGAAUCACUACCUUAUAGUGAUAAGAAUCUGUCCGUGACACCUGUGAUAGUUGUGCCCAACAAGGCCAAAAAGAGAAGCUUUGAUCAAUUUAGUAGUAGCAGUAAUAGUGAUCAAGAAGAAAGUAGUAGUAGUAGUAGUGAAACAUCAGAUAGCGAACAUCGGUUACAAAAACGAGCAUCCAUAUCACCUUCCGAAGCAGAUACAUAUAGAAAAAAGGUGAUUUCACUCAUGUUUACAGACUCAAACAAAGGAGAGAAAGCACCUGGACAUACGAUCGAAGCUGAAUGCUCACCUAGAACGAAAGCAGUACAUCCAUUAGCAAAAGCAGAAAAUCAAAGGGACCAUUUGAUGCAGUCAUUACCACCUACUCGGCCUUAUCCAGCUGCUACAACGUAUAUUUGUCAAGGUACUACUUUGCCUGGUAAAUUCAAUAAAGCAGCAGCACUAGCAUUAGGCAUUAAGCCCGGUCCUCUGUAUGGUAAACUGCAAAAGGGGAUGUCAAUCACGCUAGAAGAUGGUCGAGUUGUUACUCGAGAUAUGGUCUGUGAUCCUGAAGUGCCCGGUCAUGUAUUCAUUGUGGUUGAUUGUCCUAGUGUAGCCUAUAUUGAUGGCUUGGUUCAUUCAAACAAAUUCAAAGACUUCCAAACUGAAGGAAAGUACAAGACACACGUCAUGAUCCAUUAUGUAGGCCAAGGUGUUCUUGAAGAUGAUCGCUAUAAGGUUUGGUUGAAUUCAUUUGAUUCAACUACCGACCAUAUUUUUGGGUCUACAGAACUCUGUGCACAAACAGUCCAGUUUACAUCACAUGCUAUAGGCCAAGUAAAGUUGUCUAUGCUCAACCCUGAUAUUUUCCCUAUCCCCAAGUAUAACAAUGUCCCUCAAAUAUCACUAUCUGAAGUCAAAGGUUUACCUAUAAAUAGUUUUCGAUUAGAGAGCAUGGCCCAAUAUAACUUGGAACCUAGAAAUGGAAUCGAAUAUAUGGACCGACCUGCCUUUAAUCACACCGAUUUAAACUUGCCUGCUAUCAAAGAAAUAGACCAAAACAAAGAAUAUCACGAGGCAGUCAAAAUGGCCAAAGCAGAAGCUGCUCAGGUCGAUAUCAGCGAAAAGUUCCCUGGCGAUGACGUCGAGAUCAUCACUUUAGGCACAGGAAGUUCGAUUCCUGCCAAAUAUAGAAACGUGAGUGCUACAUUGGUAAAGAUUCCAGAAUAUGGGUCUAUUAUGCUAGAUGCAGGUGAAGGUACCUAUGGGCAAAUGAUGCGUAGAUUCGGUAUAGACAGAUUGGAACAAGAAAUCAAAGACUUGAGUUGUAUCUUUAUUUCUCAUUUACAUGCUGAUCAUCAUUUGGGUGUUAUUCAGUUAAUCAAUAAAUGGCACAAGGCUACAAGAAAUGAAAACAAGAUAUUGACUGUAGUGGGUCCAUUUGUAUAUAAGCACUGGUUAAGUGAAUAUGGCGGUGUUGAAUACCUGGGUUCAAAAAGAAAGCUAAAGUUUAUCAGAAAUGAGAACUUAUUAAGCCGUAGAGAAGCAAGAGGAGAAGAACUCAAGAGUUUAAAUGAACUAAAAAAGACACUUGGACUUGCUUCCAUAGAGCCAGUCGAAGUAGUUCAUUGUAGAUGGGCUUAUGGCUUAUCUAUUCAGCACGAAUCAGGCUGGAAAUUAGUUUAUUCUGGUGACACUCGACCUUGUAAUAGACUAGUUGAAUCUGGUAAAGAUGCUACUCUUUUGAUUCAUGAAGCAACCUUAGAAGAUGGUGAAUAUCAAAAGGCUGUUGCUAAGCGACACAGUACAACAGGUGAAGCCAUUGAAGUCGGUAAAAAAAUGAAUGCCCGAUACACACUAUUGAAUCAUUUCAGUCAACGGUAUCCUAAGUUGCCUAUUUUAUCGGAAGAGCAAUCCAAUGUCUGCUUUAGUUUCGAUAUGAUGUCCAUACCCAUCAAACAGUUACCAUUGUUGCCUAAAUACACAAGUGCUAUUCAACUUGCAUUUAAGGAAAUGGAAGAAGAGAAUGAUAUCAGUUGAUUCUGAAAACGCCCAUUAUCUUUAUUUUCAGUUGUGUAACCUAAAGAAAUUUUUUUUGUUCUUGUAUGAUGAAACCUUUUUAUCAUGCACGUAUACUUUGUAACUAAAUAAAACUAUCUCUCUUUGUUUCUUCCUUUUUCUUUUCUCUUUUCUUUUCUUUUGAAAAUAAAAAAUGGCUGACUC